AAAAGAAAUCAUCAAACAGUAUCACCAUUAUAAAUAAUAUUUUCUUUUUAUUUUGUUUAAUAUCUUCUUUUUUCUCUCUCUCUAUCUUUAUCUUUCUCUUUUACCCUCUUGAUUGCUGUUGAUUGUUUACCUUAUUUUCUUUUGUAAAUUUGAUUGUUCCACAAAAGAAAAAGCAAAAUUCUAUUUCAAUGGCAAUGAAUUGUUCAUCAGCUGGUGGUCAAGAUUCGGUUCUUGGUGGAUCCUCUUUAAGCCCUUUAACCAUUGGAAAAGAGGAUACAGUUAAAUGUCAAUUUAUCACCCGAGAGGGAACAUACAAAUUGUCCAAGGGUGAUAAUUGCAGAACCACUGUGGUGGGUUAUACUCCACCUUCACCCCAAACCAAUACACCGGUGAAAUGUUCAUUUGUUCAUAUACCUUCAUCUCCAUUCAAUGGUGAUCUUAUUUGUUUCAAUGUUGGAAAGGAAUUAUAUGUUUGCAAUUAUAAGGGCAUUAAGAAGGCAACCGAUCUCAAUAAUCCCAUUGACAAGAGGAGUUACAAAGGACUUUACCCAACCUGCCAUGAUUUUAAUCAAGUCAACAUUUCCUCUGAUUAUGUUUAUUUACUGGUUGGCCUUUCUGCUGGUCAGAUACAAUUAAUAGAUCCAAUUAAGAAAGAAAUCUCUAAAUUGUAUAAUGAAGAGAGAGCAAUUGAUAAGACAAAAGUGACUUGUAUCAAAUGGGUUCCCGGUUCAAUGAAUCUUUUCCUGGUUUCUCAUAGUAGUGGACAAUUAUAUGUUUACAAGGAGGAUCUUCCCUGUGGAUCAACAACACCCCACUAUCAGAUGUUUAAACAAGGCGAAGGAUUUGCCAUUUACACGUGUAAAACUAAAUCAACACGUAAUCCACUUUAUCGUUGGGUAAUUGGUGAAGGUUCAAUUAAUGAGAUUGCCUUUUCACCCUGUUCCAAGUACUUGGCCACCGUUUCUCAAGAUGGUUUCCUCCGGGUUUUUAAUUAUGAUACCAUGGAAUUGGUUGGUAGAGUGAGAAGUUAUUUUGGUGGUUUAUUGUGUGUUUGUUGGUCACCAGAUUCCAAGUUUAUUGUUAUCGGAGGCGAGGAUGACCUGGUUACCGUUUGGUCUUUACAUGAGAAACGGGUUAUCGCUCGAGGUCAGGGUCACAAGUCAUGGGUUAGUGUUGUUGCUUUCGAUCCAUAUACAACAAUUGUAAGAGAUACUGUUGAUAAUAGUGGUUGUAACGUUCAAUCAGCUAAUGAUGAUAAUGAAAUAACAUUAAGAAAUGAUGUUAAUGAUUCAAAUCAUUUACAACCAAGUUCAUCAACAUCAACAAUUAAAACUAAUCGUAGUUCACCAAUAUCAACAAGCGAAACAAAUUCAAACCAUUUAACAACAUCAACAACAACAAUUACAACUUAUCGUAAUACUGUUAAUAAAUCACCAAUAAGUAAUAACAGUAAUAAUAAUAACUCAACAUCUUCAUCAAUUAUUACUUCAUAUCGAUUCGGAAGUGUUGGUCAAGAUACUCAAUUAUGCCUUUGGGAAUUAACGGAAGAUGUAAUUAAACAACCGGUCGGUCGUUCAAGAACUAGUAUAUUAUUACACAGUCCAACAAGUGGAUCUAAUCAACAAUCAUUAUCAACACCUUCAUCCAUAGUAAUAUCAUCAUCAUCAUCAACAACAACAACAGCAACAACAACAACUAGUUCAGGUCAUCAUUCAAACCAAUUAACAAAUUGCUCUAAUGCGGAUAAAUGUCAAAAUUUACAAUCACCAUUAGUUACCAAUUGUUUAUCAAAUAACUGUAAUUACCUUGAUCCUGGAAGUGUUUACACUAAUCAUGUUGGUAAUACUUUAGCACCAACAGCAGCCGUUCACAGUACAAGUAGUAGCAGCGGUGGUUAUACAAAUAAACAUGGAGAUGGAAGCGGAAGUGGGAUGACAACUUUAACAAAAAAGGAACACAAAAGAAACUUCAGUCUCGCCUCUCGUAAUAGUGAUAAAAACAGUCUAAAUAAAACUAGUCAUAGUAAAUUAAUUGAUGAUCCAAUCAGAUUAUUAGGGACAACAAUUUGUCCUCGAUUGGAUGAAGUACCGUUACUUGAGCCGUUAAUUUGUAAAAAGAUUGCCCAUGAACGAUUAACCUCCCUUGUAUUUAAAGAGGAUUGUUUUGUUGCCGCUUGUCAAGAGGGUUAUAUAUUUACCUGGGUACGACCAAGUAAAUGGGAAAACAUGCAAAUCGCCCCAAGUCCAAUUCCAAGUAUCGAGGAAGAGUCUGCAAUGGUAGAUGAAAAUGAAUCAACAGUGGUGUGAUUUUAACAAUUAACUACAAUUAAAUCACCAAAGUACUGCACAAACCAAUGAAAAAGAGCAUUAAAAACAACAAUAGCAAUGUAUCAAUUUACACCAGCAACACACAUACACUGAAAAUCCUUAAAUUACCAAUUGAAUGUCUAAAGUGGAUAUCAUUAUAUUUAAUUUGAUUUGGAAUUGAACCAACAAUUAACAACUUUAAUCAUUAUUAUCACUAUUAUUAUACAAGCAAUGAAAAUCUCGUUUAUAUUUUAUAUUUAAAGUGCCAGAAGCUUAAAUUGAAAAGCCGAUCAUCAUCAUUACGAGUUUGAAUUUGCAAAUUAAUUAAUCUUGUGUCACACACUCACAUUAAUUGGUCACAAUAAUUAACAAAGAAAACAAAGCAAUUGUAUAAAUACUGGAUUAAUUAACUGUAAACAACAACAAUUCACCUUUUUCACAGUCGAUCACAAAACGGAUUUUACCACAAAUACAAUCUCAUCAUCACCACAAUCUCACUCAAAGCAAAUUGAAAACAAAAUAGCAAUCACAACAAGGGAAUGUGCUAAACGAUGAUGAGACAAGGAAGAUGCCGAAAAGAAAGAGAAGACAAACCUAAAUCAUUAACCAUCACCAUCGUUAAUUGUCACAAAUUUAAAGGCAAAAUUAAAUGCUCACACCAAUCGAAAUGGAAAUCGACAUGGAACAAAAAGUCGAAACUCUCUCUCUCUCUCAUUUCCAUCUUCAUCUCGAUCACCUAACACUCGGGUUGACACAUUAAGUGCUUGUAAUGUAACAACCCUUGAAGAUAAUUAUGCCAAUAAGAAAAACAAAAUUACUAAAUCAUCAUCAUUUUCUUUUGUAAAUUGUAACCUCUUUUUCCUAGUCUUGUUUGAUUCCACACAACCACAUCUUACACAAAGAGCUCUUGAUAUUUCCAGAUAUAAAAAACACUGAAUGGAAAAUGA
Molecule: messenger RNA, 3253 nt
Organism: Panonychus citri (citrus red mite)
Lineage: Eukaryota; Metazoa; Arthropoda; Arachnida; Trombidiformes; Tetranychidae
Product: WD repeat-containing protein 20-like
Exons: 4
Coding region: 189-2306 (705 amino acids)
Molecular function (GO): protein binding
Source: RefSeq, a predicted model, not a curated record